AAUAAAUCCUUUUUGAUCUGCAAUUGAUUCCCGUUCUGAGUCGUGACAGAUUAGGUUCCAAUAUAAAUAAUAAUUUAGCUAAGAGUAGACUAAUGGACCUUUGAAACCUGACCCCUCACAUUUGAAGACCUUAUCUCAGAGAAAAAUAUCAACAAAGCAUAAGAGUUCUGUUGGUUCACUCUUAUAGAAAAAAGUACAAAGAAUGACAUUAAGUAAAAGGUGUGCUUUGGCACGAGUCUAGCCUGAGAGUUUAUAUUCAGCUGGCUCCACUGGGGCUUUGAUAAUGAUUAUAAUGAUACUAUACAUUUCGAUGGCACUUUUCUUGCACGCAAAGCGCUUUGGAGUUGUCUAUCUAAGAUAGUGGCAAUCAGGUUAAAUAGCUUACUGUGGCGUUAUUAGUGCUCAUGCAGGCUGCUGUAGGAAGGUACAUUUACCUGACAGCAGACCUAUAAGCACCUCCUCCAGGACAAACCCUUCAGGCCUCAGUGGAAUGUGGGAAUGUGGAUGAGCUACAACGAACUUUCUGUUGGACUUGCAAUGCUUUGCAACUUUUUUUCUUCAUAAUCUGCUUCCAGCAGGCCAUUGAUCAUUCACACACAGGGUUUCUUCUGGUAUCAUUAUGAACAGGUUUGAACUAAUCCUUGAGGAAAUUGGGGGAUUUGGAUUCUUCCAGAAACGAUUGACGGUGUUACUGCUUAUUUUGAACAUUUCAAUUGGUGUGGAGACCUUUCUUUCAGUUUUUACUGGACAGAACUUCCCUUACCGCUGCAAAACCGACUGGAUAAUUGCCAUUAGCCCUAACUUAACAUAUGAAAAGCAACUCAACCUUACCAUCCCCACUAUAGAAGAUGGGGAGUAUGACAGCUGCAAGAUGUUCACACCUGUGGAUUUGGAUUUGGAAACGAUUGAAGCAUACGGGAUUAAUAGUACCACAAACUGCAUUGAAGGAUGGGUUUACAAAAUGCCUGAAAGCACUUCCAGUUAUAUGACAGAGUUUAAUCUAGUUUGUGACGACAGCGGUUUAAAUGAGGCAACCCAGUCCAUUUACAUUAUGGGACUUCUGCUUGGAGGGCUGGUAUUUGGAGCAAUGGCUGACAGGUUUGGCCGCCGGUAUGUUGCCCUGCUCAGUUUGUUUCUCCAGCUCUUGUUUGGUGUUGCCUCGGCUUUCUCACCACACAUCUAUGUUUACAUUGCGCUUCGAUUUGUUGUUGGUGCCGCAGUUUCUGGCGUUUGGAUUAAUUCAUAUGUCAUAGGGGUGGAGUGGACCUGUACCUCAAAACGGGGUUUUGUCAGUAUCUCUUCACUUACCUUUUUUUCUGUUGGACUGAUGAUGAUGUCAGGCGUUGCCUAUUUUGUCCGUGAUUGGAGGAAUCUACACCUGGUGUUCUCCAGCCCUCUGAUCCUGUUACUUCUAGCCGGAUACUGGCUCAUGCCUGAAUCAGCCCGCUGGCUUUUGACCCAGGGCAGGGUGAAGGAGGCGCAAAAGGAGGUCCUGAGGGCAGCCAGGGUGAACGGAAGAACAAUCUCUGAGGCCAUGCUCAGCCAGUUGGAGGAUGACUUGGAGACGAAGAACGUGUCAAAAAGCACAGGCAUGUUGGACAUUUUCAGGGAGCCAUAUUUAAGAAAACGUGUUCUCGUCAUGAGUUUUAUGUGGUUUGGAGUGAAUAUGGUGUACUAUGGAUUCAGCCUAAAUGUUGGCAGUUUUGGCGUGGAUAUCUACCUCACUCAGUUCAUCUUUGGCCUUGUAGACAUUCCUGCAUGCAUCGGCAGUGCUGUACUCAUUGAGCAUUUUGGGAGGAGAAAAUGUCAAGCUGUGUCUAUGUUUUUUACUGGCAGUGCUUGCAUUUUGAUGCUGGCGAUUCCAAAUGACUUUAUUGCGGCUACGACAGUCGUCGCUUCACUUGGGAAGUUUGGAUCCAAUGCUGCCUAUUCCGUCAUCUAUGUUUACACUGCAGAAAUAUACCCGACUACUGUAAGGCAGAGUGGGCUUGGUAUAAAUUCCAUGUGUGGUCGUAUUGGGGCCAUCCUAGCUCCUCUCAUCAGACUACUACAGGUCUACCACCCUGCCAUCCCUAUGGUGUUGUAUGGCACCAUUCCCUUAAUAGGCGGGUUGCUCUGCUUUCUGCUGCCCGAGACCCUCAAUAUGGAACUCCAGGACCACACAGAACAGAGCAGGCUGCAUAGGCCCUUCUCGGCCAAACCCCAGAGUCAGCCCUAACCCUGGGGGAGUGGUCGGGGAACACCUCCACCAGCUACUGCUGGAGAGGGGCGUUGGCCCUUUGUGGUCCCCAGCAGUCCAUCGGACCACGGCCUCCGCCGCCUGAUGUCUGGCCCGUCGACGGCACACCGGCGGCUGGUAUCGCGGCAACGUGCUGUAUAUAUUUGUGGAUGGGAUUCUGUAUGUGUGUUUAUAUAUGCAGUAGAUAAUAAUUCUUAAAAAAUAUCCAAUAAUAACAAAAACCAAAGAUCUUCAUUUUCUUUGAGGCAUUUCUUACAGAAAUAUAGAGUGGCCUUAUUUGGCACACUCAAAAUUGGCCACCUUCUCACACAAUUCACAUUGCACCUAACAAAAAAACCCCACCAAAACACCAGUGCACCAACAAUCUACAAUGUGAUAAAUUGUAUGGUAAUAUGCACACACAU
Gadus macrocephalus (Pacific cod) is the source of this 2643-nucleotide messenger RNA. Its product is annotated as solute carrier family 22 member 13-like. Bases 620 to 2218 code for a protein of 532 amino acids. The record is from RefSeq and is a predicted model, not a curated record. Gene Ontology annotation, biological process: transmembrane transport. Gene Ontology annotation, molecular function: transmembrane transporter activity. The transcript is spliced from 10 exons. Gene Ontology annotation, cellular component: membrane. NCBI's taxonomy places the organism in Eukaryota, Metazoa, Chordata, Actinopteri, Gadiformes, Gadidae.